Rhinocladiella mackenziei CBS 650.93 is the source of this 3024-nucleotide messenger RNA. RefSeq lists its product as uncharacterized. The coding region runs from base 1 to 3024 and encodes 1007 amino acids. The transcript is spliced from 3 exons. Gene Ontology annotation, cellular component: nucleus; MCM complex. Lineage: Eukaryota; Fungi; Ascomycota; Eurotiomycetes; Chaetothyriales; Herpotrichiellaceae. The record is from RefSeq and is a predicted model, not a curated record. Gene Ontology annotation, molecular function: single-stranded DNA binding; single-stranded DNA helicase activity; ATP binding. Gene Ontology annotation, biological process: double-strand break repair via break-induced replication; DNA strand elongation involved in DNA replication; DNA replication.
AUGUCGUUCACACCGUCCUCGCGUCGUCGAGGCCAAUCCUCACGCAAAUCGCAGUCAUCAACCCCAGCACAACAGUCUCAAGCGACUCCUAGGAGUUCUAGAACGGCACCAAAUGGAGGGGCCGCAGUCGCAUCUUCCUCACCUCUCUUCUUCCAAUCUUCACCUGUGCGGUCUACACCUGCGCCGCCUUCGCAGUUAGAGAGCGAUGGAAUGAUCAUAAGCUCUCCUCUAAGACAUUCUUCUAAUGCAGGUGACCGUGAAGCUACGCCUAAGGCGUCAACGCGACCUGUUGCAGAAUCCUCUCCAGUCCGAUAUGAUCCCAGUUCAAGUCCUGUACGGAAUUCCAAUCGUCUCCAAUCUGCAAUUCCAAGCAGCAGCAGCGGGCUGUUUGUUCGUCAAGAUCGACCUCCUCGGAUUUCUUCCAGACGUGGAGAUAUACACUCUGAUACGUUUGCAUCUUCUCCAGCACAUCGCGGCCGCAUUUAUGUUGGCGAAGAUGGCAUGCCUGUUCGAGAUGGUCAAAAUCCGGCCUCGGAGGCCACAUUCUCCAACCUUAAUCCAGGUACUUCUGAGGCCGACGCGAUGGGAGGCGAUUCCACAAGAGUCAUUUGGGGAACCAAUAUCUCCAUUGUUGAUUCCAUGUCAUCCUUCAAGAAUUUUCUCUACAACUAUGCAAGGAAAUACCGCAUGUGGGCCGAUGGUGCCACAGAAGAAGAAACACGCGCCAUGGGAGCUGCCGCCGAUGAAAAAGAGUAUCUCGAGAUGCUCCAAGACAUGAGAAAACUCGGGGUUCAUGGUCUCAAUUUGGAUGCACGUAAUCUCAAGGCAUAUCCUGCCACUUUGAAACUGUGGCAUCAACUACAAGCCUAUCCCCAGGAAAUAAUUCCCCUGAUGGAUCAAGCAGUCAAAGAUGUGAUGGUCGAACUUGCUCAGAAAGAAAUGCAGGAAUUGCAACGACACCACGCGGCGUCCUCUUCGAGGACGAGGAACGACAGCUCAAUGCCCCCAUUACCCCCUUCCGACUUGGGCAGUGCAGCGACACCCGCUGCAACCUCUGGACCUGCCGCUGACGAAAUUCCCGACCUCGUCGAAGAGGCUGAAAUUCAACCAUGGAAGGUUCUCCCCUUUGGGCUAGACAAGGUAAUCAAUAUGCGCGACCUCGAUCCAGUGGACAUCGACAAGUUGAUCUCCGUUAAAGGACUCGUCAUCCGGACAACUCCUGUCAUCCCCGACAUGAAAGAAGCCUUCUUCAAAUGCAGUGUCUGCAACCACACGUUGUAUGUGUCGAUUGAUCGGGGCAAGAUUGCAGAACCAACCGAAUGUCCUCGUCCUGCUUGCAAAUCCAAAGACAGCAUGGAAAUCAUUCACAAUCGAUGUGUGUUUGCAGAUAAGCAGGUCAUCAAGUUGCAGGAAACGCCAGACUCCGUUCCGGACGGACAGACACCUCAUAGCGUGUCUCUCUGCGUGUAUGAUGAGCUGGUGGAUGUUUGCAAGGCUGGUGAUAGGAUUGAAGUGACGGGAAUUUUCCGGAGCAAUCCUGUUCGCCUCAACCCUCGUCAACGAACAGUCAAAGCGCUCUUCAAGACGUAUGUCGACGUUCUCCACGUCCAAAAGGUGGACAAGCGAAAACUUGGCAUCGACGCGUCUACAAUUGAGCAAGAAUUGUCUGAGCAGGUGGCGGGCGAUGUUGAGCAAACGAGAAAAGUUACAGCAGAAGAGGAAGCCAAAAUCAAAGAGACUGCGGCUCGUGACGACGUCUAUGAACUUCUCUCAAGGAGUCUGGCUCCGAGUAUUUACGAGCUAGAAGAUGUCAAGAAAGGCAUCCUUCUUCAACUCUUUGGUGGAACAAACAAGUCGUUCGAGAAGGGUGGCAGUCCCAAGUAUAGAGGCGACAUCAAUGUGUUGCUUUGUGGUGACCCGUCUACGUCCAAGUCUCAACUUUUACAAUACGUCCACAAAAUUGCACCCCGAGGUGUCUAUACCUCAGGAAAGGGAUCGUCCGCAGUUGGUCUCACUGCGUAUGUGACCCGGGACCCAGAGUCAAAACAACUCGUCCUCGAAUCGGGAGCAUUGGUUCUCUCGGACGGCGGUGUGUGUUGUAUCGACGAAUUUGAUAAAAUGAACGAAUCUACACGCUCAGUCCUGCACGAAGUGAUGGAACAACAAACCGUUUCCAUUGCCAAAGCAGGUAUCAUUACUACCCUCAACGCCAGAACCAGUAUUCUUGCCUCCGCAAAUCCGAUCGGCAGCAAAUAUAAUCCCAACUUGUCGGUCCCACAGAACAUCGAUCUUCCACCUACAUUACUGUCGAGAUUUGACCUCGUCUAUCUCGUGCUGGACCAUAUAGAUGAGGUCAACGAUCGCAGACUCGCAAAGCAUCUGGUCGGAAUGUACCUGGAAGACACGCCGGAAAAUGCAUCUCGAGAAGAGAUUCUCCCCAUUGAGUUCCUAACAGCAUACAUCUCUUAUGCUCGAACCAACGUCCACCCAGCCCUGACACCUCCGGCUGCAUCGGCGUUGACCGACGCAUACAUCCAAAUGCGCUCUCUGGGCUCCUCAAUCCAAGCCCAAGACCGUCGCAUCACCGCAACAACUCGGCAACUUGAAUCCAUGAUCCGUCUCAGCGAAGCGCACGCGAAAAUGCGUCUCUCGCCCACCGUCGAAGAAUUUGACGUCGCUGAGGCGGUCCGCCUGAUCAAAUCUGCGAUCAAAGCCUCUGCAACUGAUGCCCGGACCGGUUUGAUUGAUAUGGGCUUGCUCUCUGAGGGCGGCAGUGCGAGCGAUCGCCGCAGGAAAGAGGAUUUGAAACGUGCGGUCCUGGCUGUCAUUGACGACGAUACUGGCGUUCGAUCUGGUGGAACGGUGCGUUACGCCGAUUUAUACCGUCGUGUCAGCGAAGGAAGCACAGUAGAUAUCGAGGGGGCUGAGUUUCUGGCCGUCCUGCGUAGCCUGGAGAUGGAGGGUAAGAUCCAGGUUACUGGCGAAGGCGGAAGACGGAAUAUUAGACGCAUCACAGGUGUUUGA